This is a messenger RNA of Sceloporus undulatus (fence lizard), 4969 nucleotides long. RefSeq names its product protein phosphatase 1 regulatory subunit 3A (gene PPP1R3A). Bases 48 to 3743 code for a protein of 1231 amino acids. The transcript is spliced from 4 exons. Gene Ontology annotation, molecular function: protein phosphatase 1 binding; glycogen binding. Gene Ontology annotation, cellular component: protein phosphatase type 1 complex. Gene Ontology annotation, biological process: regulation of glycogen biosynthetic process. NCBI's taxonomy places the organism in Eukaryota, Metazoa, Chordata, Lepidosauria, Squamata, Phrynosomatidae. The record is from RefSeq and is a predicted model, not a curated record.
CUGCAUCUACUUGGACUGGUCUCUUUCGGUUUAUAUCAGAGAACCCAAUGGAGUCUUUUGAAGAACCUGGUCGUAUUAGCAAGGAGAACUUAUUAGAAGUUCCUACUUUAAAUGAUUCUCUCUCAGAAGAUGAAGAUGUUAAAGCUACACAUCAACAUCGUUUCUCCCCCGGCCCCCGAAGGCGGAAUUCGGAUUCUUCUGAAGAAAUGGAGGCAGAAGCCCCAUCAACCAUUGCAAGAAAAGUUUCAUUUGCUGAUGCAUUUGGUUUUGACCUCGUAUCUGUUAAGGAGUUUGAUACCUGGGAUGUUCCAAUUUCAGCACCAAAUGAUGACUUAGAAGAUGAAGACGUGCCUGUGGAGGAGUUCUAUUUAACUCCACUGUUUACUCCACCCACCACACAAGAAGAACUUUUGCAAAAAGUGCGAGCACAGAAAGUAUCUCUAGAGUCUGUAGAGUUUCUACCAGGAAUAACAUGUAUGAAGGGCACAAUUCGUGUUCUGAAUGUAUCAUUUCAAAAGCUGGUCUACGUUCGAAUGACUCUGGACAAUUGGCUGACUUAUUAUGACAUACUUGGAGAGUAUGUACCUAAUUCUUGUGAUGGUGAGACUGACCAGUUCUUGUUCAAGAUUUCAUUGGUUCCUCCAUAUCAGAGAGAUGGUGCAAAGAUAGAAUUUUGUAUACGCUAUGAGACAUCUGCAGGAAUAUUUUGGGAAAACAAUGACAACAAGAAUUAUGUUUUGAUCUGCCAUAAAAAAGAAACCACAUCUGCAUCAACACCGUUGGAGAAUAAUCCACUCCAGGAAGAAUUUACAGAUAAAUCUAUCAAAGGAUGCUUAAAGAUAACACCAAGCAGUAAACAAGAAAUAUUGGCAACAGAUGGUGAAGACAGAUGGAAAAAUUCCAGGACUUCAGAGACAGACAUCCCCCAAAUCCUUUAUUCACAUGUGGAUGAUAACGAAAUUAAGCAAAGGAAAGAAAAUGUAGGUGAACAUGUGGAAGAAACUGAAGAUGAUAAUGAAAAUGAAAAAGAAUUAGAGUUGCUGCUAGGUGUGGACUUCAAUAGAACCAGUGGAUCCACCAGGGAUGAAAGGAGUUUAUAUGCAACUGAGCCAGUUAGAUUUCAAAAUGAACCACAAGAACUGGGGGAAAAGCUGGAUUCUGGCUUGCUUAGGCAACCUCUGCCUAUAAGCUCUUCAUCUGAACAUCUUUCACUAGACAAAGAGCUCUGCAAUAAACAAAUAUAUUCCACUGGAAAUGAUUACAGUCAAUUGUCACCAGAAGAAUGUACAGGAAUAGACUCAGCACAGUCUUCAGAAUCUUUUAGCACUGGUGAAACACUUUCAUCAUCACCAUAUUGGUCUGCCACAAAGGAAAAUGAGCCUGUCCACAUUACAGAUGUUUUCGCAGGCAAACAUGGGCUUUGUCAUGAAGAUGCUCAAAAAGAUGAAUCUGACAAUGUUCUGAGAAGUAAAACGACAGAGAGAUUGUUCAUUGGUGGUGAUGAUUAUGAUGACCAUAAAAGGGUAUGGGAGAUAAGACCUAAACCAAAGAGCUUGGAAUAUAGUGAAGCAAACCAGUUAAAGGGGAAACCUUUGGAAGGGCUGGAUGACAAUAUCAAGCCAUCUGAAGUACAACAAAUCCAAGUAACAUCUUCUCAAGUUCCUGAUUCAAGUUUAGAAGGCAUUAUCAAACAUGAACCAAAAAAGGAGCUAUUUGAAAGGAAAAACCAGGAAUAUUUAAGUGGAGAGUUAAAUACCUUAGAUGAUAUGAGUGUCACAAAAAGUUCCUUAAGAAGUUCACAUUCAGUUUAUGAGACUGCAGAAGAAAAAUUUAAGACUGAAUAUACCAUUGACAAAGGGAAAGAAAUCAAGUUGAGCAUUUUAGAACAGUUUUCGGAAGAGAAACAAGAUGAUUCUUCAGAGGGGCACAGACAAUAUGUUACACCAGACAUAGAUAAGCUGAGCAAAGGAGAAGCAGUGGUGACUUUUAGUGUGCUAGAUGAAGGAAAAGAGGAGGAAGUUCAUGAAUCAGUAGAGCUAGUGCCUCGAAAUGACAAAGGAGGCAUAAGCAAACGUAACAAGGAAAAAGAAAGAUUGAGUUGUCUUGCAGGUGAAUUAUCUCAGGAUCAGAAGAGCACAGAAAGUAGGAGCCUAGAAGUCAUUCAGAAUACAAGCAACCUCUGCAUCAGUUGUCCAGAUUUUGUAACACCAAUAGAAGAACAAAUUGCCACACACUCUGCAUCAGUAGUACAGGAUGUGUUUGAUAGCAGAGAGAUCUUAGAAAAGGGAAAAUACAAUCAGAGCCAUGACCCAGCAAACAGAAACAUUUUGGAGACGAAGCCCUCCCAAAGUGAACCUGACAGGGUUAUUACUGGUGAUCAGAGGAAUCAGAUCAGCUGCGGGGAUCAAAGUUCUAGUGACUUAGAAAGUCAACUGGCAGAAAGAGAAAGAGAAGCAAAUAAAAGAGUGCAGAUGAAACACCAAACAGGUGGUGAAGCCAUGUGGGGAAUUAGAGAUAAUACACAAUGUUUGAAUGUAACUUCCACAGAUGAAUUGUUUACCUGCCAAGACCCAGUGAGACAUGAAGAGACUUCAGUAGCUGAGCAUGAUAGUACAGGGGAAGCAGAGGCAGUUACAACUGCUUAUGUAAUUAAAAUGACAUCAGAAAGUACUCCAGAAAAAAUGUCUGCUGGUAAAAAAGCAGUAAUUGUUAAGCUACCUCAAGAGACUGCACUAAGUGACAGCCCUACAGAGGAGAGGGAAACAGUGUUUGAUACACAUGAAGAGAGAAAUGAUGGUUCACAUUAUCCUUUUUGUCAAUGCAAUACAGUGGGUGUGUUAUGUGACACCAAAUUUGAAAAGGAACCCGUUUCAGAUAUUUGUAAUGCACGUGUGCAUGAAACGGGGCAUGGGGAAAUGAUUUCAGCAUGCUGUACAAAUGAAAAGCUCACCAGAGCAGAACAUAACACUGAAAAUGAUACCUUAUCAGGUAAAAUAUUAUGGACUUCUUCCACCGAAGGAAAAGCCAUUUGUGAUCAGGAGUUAUAUGUGGACACGUCUCUAAGAGCUUCGCAUCAUCCUCCACAAGGCCUGCACAAUGAAGAGGCUGAAGAGGGAAGCAUCAGAAGAACCUUUCCCUAUGUCGGUGCCAAAAUGGAAGAGAAAAAUUCUCCUGCUGAUGUAAGUGUUGUGGGGAGCUGUUAUGAAGGUUCCUCGGUGACAUCUUCUGAAGGAUCCCUGGAAACUCAUCCUGCUGAGGGAGCGAAAGUGCUGGAUCCAUACACAGAGGCUGCAAACAUUUCCUUGGAGUGGAAACUUGAAGAAUUUCCUUCUGAUGAGAAUGGAGAAAAGAGCACAGAUCAGUUUUCCCAUCAGCCACAAAUCAAACAGCAAAACUUGUUAGGGCCAACCAUUUUAAUUAGUGAACCUAUUGAAGAAAGGGAAGAGAUAAGCUCAGAAUGUGAAGGCCUAUUAUCUGAAGCAAAACAGAAUACUGAAAGCCAGGCUAUUAUUCUGGAUCAUGAAGAAAUUUCUGGCCAGCAAAACGAAGCUUCUAGUUUGCCUUCAGAAUGUCUUAUUCUAAAGCAUAUUGGUUACAAAAUACUUUACUUCCUCUUCUUUGUGGUGUUUUGUGUAACAUUGUACCACUAUGAUUUAAUUGUUUGCUUUGCCCUUUACUUAUUUUCCCUAUAUUGGCUAUACUGCGAGGGUGGGAAAAACAAAGAAACUGUGAAAAAGGAGUAGUGUCAAAGUUCCCCAAAAUCUACACUUAAUUCUUUACAUUUAGUAUCAGUAGCUCCAAAAUGACAGCAGUGUCCACCUUUAGAACCAAGACAAGAUUCCCCUCUUCCCUGGAAACACUGCUUACAAGGAAUGCAGUUUUCUCCUUCAUAUAAGUAAUUAUUCUGCAUAGGACCAUUCUGUUUGGAUCAUUAAAUGCCUAUAUCAGUAAGGGUUCUGAAGCACAUCAAGUUAAAAUUAAAUACAGCUGUUAUUCCUUAUCGAGUUAUGAAGAUGUGAAGCUUCAUUCUCUUCAGAUUUUAUCACAUCCACUUGUUUCAUCAUAUAGCUUCAUUUUUCUGAAUUGUUUUUUUUUAAUAAAAGGUUUUGUAUAGCAAGUAUGUAAAGAGGGAAUGGCAUUAUGACUAAGUAAUAGGGCAUGUUCAGGAAUCUCUUGCUCUGUAUAUUUGUCAUAUUAGCACUAAUGGAAGGAUAAGAAAUAUCCCUCAUCAGCAAAAAAGAAAAGAAAAGAAAAGAAAAGAAAAGCUCACCAUUCCUUUAUGUGGACAAUGCCGCCUACAGUCAUCCCCUAACAUUCCUAUUUUGUCAGGUAGACAAAUGGGAAUUUGCCAUCGAGUGUCAUUGAGUAACAGGAAUCAGUGGCACCAGUUUGGAGACUUGAUCUCCCUACAAACUAUGCUAUGAGCAUAUACCAUAUUAAUAUUGACUAUGAACACAAUUGACUGGGAAGUUCUCCUCCGCCUGCAAGAUUUGAAAUGAGUGGGACUCAUGAAAGAACCUAUGGAUUGUGCCCCAUGCAUUGAAUGAUCUAUUAUGAUUAACCUGCCGAUUUAUGUAGAACUCACUUUGUGGUUAAAUAAGCUGCAGUUGUUUUUCUAUAUGAUUAAAUAAGUUGCAGUUGUUACAUCUGUAAUAAUAUUAGCAAAGUGUCAUCUAUAGUGAUUAUGAUAUAUGUGUUAAAAAAAGUCUAAGCAGAAAAAGAAAUUAGACUCUCACUCAUAUCAAAGAGCUGAUAUAGAUUAAUGCAGACCAGAGCAUACAAACUGGAACCUGGUUGUCUUUAGACAAUGUUUAUAUUUUUGUAAAUGUAUAACACAAGGGAAGAACGUUUAAUUUUAGUGAAGUUUUUUCCAAGUUGGACUAUCUGAAUGAUAUUGUUUUGACCAUGUUGCUUAAGAAAGACAAUCUCAGUGAGUAUUGGAUAAUAGUAAUAAAAAAGUUUUGUUUGA